AUGAAAAUUUAUAAGGAAAAUGUUAUGAAAGAUGAUUGCAAGGACAAAAUAAGUAGAAUUCAAGGAAAACCAAAAGCGGGGGAAGCAUUAAUUAGUUUUGGCAUCCUUCCCGGCCGUGAGCUGUGCACCUCCGGAGGAGUAGGCGGCUGGGGGAACGGCCAGUGCGGCCAAGUGGCGGGAAUGGGUGGGUGGGGCCACGGCCACCGGCCGGCCUGCAUCGGCGGGUGGAACAGCACCACUGGCGUGAGGGCACGACAUGGAUGUACCCGAGACGAUAUUGAAGAGCAUGCUGCUUUGGUCGUCAACAUCGUAGCCAAAAGGGGACCACCCAGCUAG
Molecule: messenger RNA, 336 nt
Organism: Striga asiatica
Lineage: Eukaryota; Viridiplantae; Streptophyta; Magnoliopsida; Lamiales; Orobanchaceae
Source: the annotation of a GenBank genome assembly